Necator americanus (New World hookworm) is the source of this 1326-nucleotide messenger RNA. RefSeq lists its product as uncharacterized. The transcript is spliced from 10 exons. The record is from RefSeq and is a predicted model, not a curated record. The coding region runs from base 1 to 1326 and encodes 441 amino acids. Gene Ontology annotation, molecular function: metallocarboxypeptidase activity; zinc ion binding. NCBI's taxonomy places the organism in Eukaryota, Metazoa, Nematoda, Chromadorea, Rhabditida, Ancylostomatidae. Gene Ontology annotation, biological process: proteolysis.
AUGGGAGAAUACUAUUCAUACUCCACUAUUGUCACUUGGAUGAAACGUAUAGCGGAUAGCAUACCUGAUAUUGCUAAGGUUGUCGAUAUUGGCCCUAGCAGUGAAGGGAGGAGCAUAAUAGGAUUACAGUUUGGAAGAGACACGCCCGACAAAAAAAUUGUCGUCAUCGAUGCUGGGAUCCAUGCUCGGGAAUGGGUGGCGGUCCAUACUGGCAUGUACUUCAUCAAUCUGAUUGUUAAUGGACGUGAGGAAGAUCCAAAUAUUCGCAACUACCUUCAUAACCUUGUGAUCUACAUCUUCCCAGUUCUGAAUCCAGAUGGUUAUGAGUACACACGCACUGAUAGGACAAAUCCUAGGUCGUUCAUUCCCGAACAAGGUGUCGAAACCACAAUAUUCAAUAUUCAUCAUCACAAAAAAUUGCUGCUGAUCAUUCACUCACCGGCUAGUACUCAAUGCCUUCAGGCUCGCAUGUGGAGGAAAUCUCGAUCAGCUAAGGCAUGCGCAUUCGAUGGAUUGACAUCAAUGCAUUUUCCCUUAGAAAUUGGUGCUUCACGCUAUCCUUGCUCGGAGAUCUACCACGGAGCAACUGCCUUUAGUGAACCAGAGUCACGUGCAUUCUCAAAUUUCCUCCUCAGUCUUAGAGGGCGACUAGAAGGCUACAUCACACUGCAUGCCUAUUCACAACUAUGGAUCUACUCCUAUUCACACCGGAAGUUCACCUAUGCCCCGGACAUAGACGAUACGAGAAGAGUUGCUAGAAAAGCAGUAGCAGAACUUGAAAAGAUGUACGGCACAAAAUAUAGGCAUGGUACAGGGCCGGAAAUAAUCUACGCUUUUUCUGGAGGAUCCACGGAUUGGGCCAAACAAACUCUCAAGGUCAAAUAUUCAUAUACUAUAGAACUUCGACCAACCUACGAAGGUAUUAUAGAGUGGAACGGAUUCGUACUCGAUAAAAAUCAACUCAUACCAACAGCAAAGGAAACCUGGGCCGGUGUAACCGUCGUACUGGAUGAGAUCGUCAACCAAGCGAAAGCAAGUCAAACGAACCGCAAGAAACAGAGAUCUUUAAAGGUGAACAACUACUUUAAGAAGAUUCUGAAACAAGUGAUGAUCGAUCCAGAUCCAAAAACCAGUGCUUUGCACUUCGUCAAUUUCCUCAACUUCAUGGAGAAAUUCAAGCCACUCCAACUCUCUACAAUCGAGAGUGGGCAUCACGUUUCUUUUCGUGUUCUCGACGUCCAGAAAGGACUAUACAACGUAGCUUGCCUCAUUGUAAAGCAUAUCCAUCUGAGGCCAUUAGUAGCCCAGUUAGCUGCAGGACACUGA